CCUCGGUUUGCCGGUGUUUCACCAAAACGGUGAAGCUCGUGAGAGAUGCUGUAACGGAUUCGGCCCCUGUAUGAAGUGCGGGCUUUGAUCAGAGGACGGGAGGCGCGCGCGCGUGUUUUUUUCUGCUCUGGAUAGCACUCGGAGUAAUGCCAGUUCCAGACCAGUCCUGUGACAGUGAGAACUCCAACAUGCUGAGCCCAGUACUAAACGCCUCCAAUGGGGAUGGAUCUGAGACAGAGACGACCUCCGCCAUCCUGGCCUCCGUCAAGGAGCAGGAGCUGCAGUUUGAGAGACUGACCAGAGAGCUGGAAGCCGAGCGGCAGAUAGUGGCCACCCAGUUGGAGCGAUGCAAACUGGGAUCCGAGACUGGGAGUGUGAGCAGCAUCAGUUCUGCUGAUGAGAAGUUUCGCUGGAACACCCAAGACGGACAAAAGGACAUAGAAGAAGAGCUCACUACUGGCCUGGAGCUGGUGGACUCCUGUAUCAGAUCCCUUCAAGAAUCUGGCAUUCUGGAUUCCCAGGAGUUUGUAGCAGGUGAAAGAGCCGGCAUCCUGUCCCAGAGUGCUUUACAGCUCAAUAACCAGGAGGGCACCUUCCCUUAUACUGCUGGUUACCAUAGCAGCCAGACCCUGGCCCUGGGAGACCCUGCGACCUCCCAACCCCUAGCACGUGGUGCUCAGGUGGGAGGAGCCGUGCACAGCUACAGCCAGGUGACAUCUAGCCGUGCAGCCCAGCUGGUGGCCAACGACCCGGGUGCACAUGCCCAGUCCCGAGACUCAGUGGCACAGAGCCAUGGCAGCGCUUUCCACUUGCCUGACACUCAGCCUUCAGUCUAUUACUCAUGUGCCACCCUGCCAGCCCAGCGUGUGAGCUCUCCGCUCUCCAUGCAGACCCUGGGCUCACCUUCCAAACUCCAGAGGCUUGGCUCAGCCUCCGAUAUGCCCAGCUACGCCACUCUGCAGCGGGUAUCGUCACCCAAGCAGUCACCCAGUCGCCUAGCCAAAUCCUACAGCACCAGCUCGCCCAUUAACAUGGCAGCUGGAGGGGCAUCAUCUGCCUCACCUGGGCAGGGCAACGCCACUGGCUCCUCCCCCCUCCACCAGGUCAGCUCAGCUGUGGGCAGCUAUGCCACACUUUCACCUGCCAAACGUUUGCUGCACUCCUCCGACCAGUACAAGAUCUCCCAUGAGCUCUAUGCCAAUGCUACCCUGCAGAGGCCUGGCAGUCUUGCAGGUUCCAGGGGCUCUUACAGCAGUCAGCACAGCCACCUGGCCACUGAACUGCGCCCCCUGCAGUCUCCUGAGCACCACAUCGAUCCCAUCUAUGAGGACAGGGUCUAUCAGAAAGCACCACUGAGGAACUUCACCCAGAGUCAGGCUCCAUCCUCUCCUGGCAUGGAGCCCAUCCCCCUGCAGCGCACAGGCAGCCAGAACACCACAGGCACCUUUCCUCGCUCCAAUUAUGCCGCCGCACCCGACUACACCAACCCAUAUCGCACGCUGCAGUUCUGCCCCUCAAACGACUCCCCCUACAGCAAAUCAGGCCCUGCACUGCCACCCGAGGCCACGCUGGUCAGGUCACCCUCUGUGGACAGCAUCCAAAAGGACCCCAGGUACGACCCUGAAUUCCUUGUCUGGAAUCAAAAUCAAGCCGAACAAAGAAUGACAAAAGAGUUUGGCUGGAGGGAUCCUGAGCUGCCUGAAGUGAUCCAAAUGCUACAACACCAGUUCCCAUCUGUGCAGUCUAAUGCUGCAGCCUACCUUCAGCAUCUGUGUUUUGGAGACAAUAAGAUCAAAUCAGAGAUACGAAGACAGGGGGGCAUCCAGCUACUGGUAGACCUGUUGGAUCACCGGAUGAGUGAUGUGCACCGUAGCGCGUGUGGUGCUCUGAGGAACUUGGUCUACGGCAAAGCCAAUGACGAUAACAAGAUUGCUCUGAAGAACUGCGGGGGCAUCCCAGCCCUGGUGCGCCUUCUUCGCAAAACCACAGAUGUAGAGAUCAGAGAACUGCUCACAGGCGUGUUAUGGAACUUGUCUUCAUGUGAUGCAUUGAAGAUGCCUAUAAUCCAGGAUGCUCUGGCUGUGCUCACCAACACGGUGAUCAUCCCUCACUCUGGCUGGGACUCCUCCCCACACCAGGACGAGCGCAAACUGCACCUGCACUCUUCACAAGUGCUCCGCAACGCAACAGGAUGCCUCAGGAACGUGAGCUCGGCAGGAGAGGAGGCACGACGCAGGAUGAGAGAGUGCGAGGGGCUGACUGAUGCUCUGCUCUAUGUCAUUCAGACUGCACUGGGCAGCAGCGAGAUUGACAGCAAGACCGUAGAGAACUGCGUGUGUAUCUUGAGGAACUUGUCCUAUCGGCUAGCAGCAGAGACGUCUCAGGGACAGCAGCUGGGCUCCGAUGAGCUGGACGGGGUGCUCUGCACUGACGCCAGCGGGAAGGAUGCUGAGAGCUCUGGCUGCUGGGGCAAAAAGAAGAAGAAAAAGAAGAGCCACGAUCAGUGGGACGGCGUUGGUCCUUUUCCAGACUCUGGUGAUCCUCCGAAGGGGCUGCAGAUGCUCUGGCACCCAUCCAUAGUGAAGCCAUACCUCACACUGCUGUCAGAAUGCUCCAACCCGGACACGCUGGAGGGGGCUGCAGGGGCUCUACAGAAUCUGGCGGCAGGCAGCUGGAAGGUAGGCCCCACCCCGAAGCCAUGGUCAGUGUAUAUCAGGGCAGCUGUCAGAAAAGAGAAGGGCCUUCCUAUCCUGGUGGAGCUGCUGAGAAUCGAUAACGACCGUGUGGUGUGUGCUGUGGCCACGGCACUCAGGAACAUGGCUUUGGAUGUGAGGAACAAAGAGCUGAUUGGCAAGUAUGCCAUGAGAGACCUGGUCCACCGCCUGCCAGGAGGCAACAACAACAGCAGUGGCGGCGGCGUGGGAAAGAGCAUGUCCGACGACACCAUCACAGCCAUCUGCUGCGCUCUUCACGAGGUCAUUACCAAGAACAUGGAAAACGCCAAGGCCUUACGUGACGCUGGAGGCAUCGAGAAGCUUAUUGGCAUUGCACGCAGCAAAGGAGAUAAACACUCGCCUAAAGUGGUCAAAGCCGCAUCUCAAGUUCUCAAUAGCAUGUGGCAGUACCGGGAUCUGCGCAGCCUGUACAAAAAGGAUGGUUAUUCUCAGUACCACUUUGUGGGCUCCUCCUCUACAAUAGAGAGAGACAGACAAAGACCUUAUUCUUCCUCUCGCACUCCAUCCAUCUCUCCGGUGCGGACCUCGCCCAAUAAUCGCUCAGCGAGUGCUCCCACCUCUCCACGAGACAUGAUGAGUCUGAAGGAGAGGAAGACAGACUACGAGUUGACUGGAGCUAAUCCUGGUUACCAUGGCAACAAGGGCGAACACACCUCCAGGAAGGACACCAUGGCAGCACAAAUCUCCAGUGGAACUGCCACGCUGUUCCGGGGUGCUUAUGUGUCUCCCAGUGACGACCUCAAACAUAACCAGGUGUCCGCUCAAGGUAAUCCGUCAGAGGCCUACCCUCCCUUCCAGACUCCUCCAGGAGCAAAUUUUGAGGAAAGUUAUUAUGAGGACCAGGCGCACCAACGCCCCCCGGCCACCGCAGACGGCACCCUGCACCUCGGCCUCAAGUCCACUGGCAACUACGUGGACUUCUACUCAGCCUCUCGACCCUACAGCGAACUCAACUAUGAGACGAGUCACUAUCCCGCCUCGCCCGACUCCUGGGUGUAGAGGCAGCGGGCACGGCUGAGGGUCGGGGUGAAGACACGCAGACAUAAACCAGCCCGCAUGUGCAUGAACGUGAUCGGACACACACACACCAACACACACUUUCAGUCUGAAUGGAUGGCACUUGAUUCACUUUGGUCAUUGGAGACACACACACAGAGAAAAAGAAACUGAUGAUGUUCUGGGAAAAGAAUGCAAAAGGAAGAUGUUUUACUGAAAAGAAAGUGUAAGGAGCAAGGAUGGUCCACAAAGCAGAACUCUAACUGUGAUAUCGAGGAGAUGGGGACAUGAAGCACAAGAACAUGUCAUGCGUCAACACAAGCUGAGGACAUAGAUCUGACACAUUUUUAGGACAUCCGUUUGCGUUUGACCUGCUUUUUAUGGAGUGCUUUCUUCACAAGGAGAUUUUUAUCUUUUUUGUUCCUUAUCUUUAUUUUGUAUCUCCUCUUUUUAACUUCUUAAUUCUAGUGUAAAGUAUUUGUUGUAUAUUGCAGAUGUAGAUACAAGUUACAUUGUGUAUAUUUCAGAAAACAAAAAAAAAAACCAAACUGAUGUGUCCUCCCCUGUGGUUCAUACUAUCAUUUUUUUUCUGGUACAUCUGGAAAACAGAGGAAAGGAUACUCCUACGUUCUUCUGUAGGUAAGGUCAUUUCUGGCACCACAAAAAGUAGACUUUGGUUUGAAAGUGCUGUUUAUUCUAACAUUCAUUUGAGAACAACAACAGUGAUAUCACAGAGCAUCAUCAUUCCAUGCACACAGUGCUACACUGCCUGGCAAGAGUUUACCCAUUCACAGUUUUGGCUUUAUUUUGCUCAGAUGCUUUUGUCCUAUAAAGGUUUAGUGACAGGUUGUAAUGAAACUCUGUCGUUCCACUAUGCUUCCAGUGAUCUGUGCUCUGUUUUUGUAAAAUGUGCCAAACGUGGUGAUCCCUGGACCAGCGGAUCGCCACUGUGCUGACAUUGGAAGUUUACGUUCAACACCAUCAUCAAUGAUUCUAACAAGAUUAGUUUGUAAAUGUUUGUUAGUUUGGUUUUUUUACAUUUCAAUGGCAUAUAGCCACACUCUGCGACAAGACUUGGAUAACAAUUGGAAGGAUACAGGCUUUCAGCGCUAAUGUCCCUUCUAAGAUGUAUAAUUCAUUUACGCGGUGUUGUAAAAUAGAUGAUUGAGCAAAGCAGCUUUUUUAUUUACAGAAACCAGUGGUUUUUAAG
Molecule: messenger RNA, 4941 nt
Organism: Neoarius graeffei (lesser salmon catfish)
Lineage: Eukaryota; Metazoa; Chordata; Actinopteri; Siluriformes; Ariidae
Gene: ctnnd2b
Product: catenin (cadherin-associated protein), delta 2b
Exons: 23
Coding region: 147-3734 (1195 amino acids)
Biological process (GO): cell-cell adhesion; dendritic spine morphogenesis; cell-cell junction assembly
Cellular component (GO): postsynaptic density; plasma membrane; adherens junction
Molecular function (GO): cadherin binding
Source: RefSeq, a predicted model, not a curated record